Pseudomyrmex gracilis is the source of this 3405-nucleotide messenger RNA. Its product is annotated as ATP-dependent RNA helicase DHX36-like. Gene Ontology annotation, cellular component: intracellular anatomical structure; cytoplasm; nucleus. The record is from RefSeq and is a predicted model, not a curated record. The transcript has 14 exons. The coding region runs from base 146 to 3103 and encodes 985 amino acids. NCBI's taxonomy places the organism in Eukaryota, Metazoa, Arthropoda, Insecta, Hymenoptera, Formicidae. Gene Ontology annotation, molecular function: G-quadruplex RNA binding; ATP binding; DNA helicase activity.
UGGAAUGGCGUAUGGACUAACCGUUAUAGGUCCAAGAGCCACAAGCGCACCAAACCAAACCUGAAGUGCACUAAACCAAAUUUAACCUACUGUUUGUGCAAAUGCUGCAAAUAAUAGAAUAAGAUUCGUUCAAGAAACUAUGUAAAUGAACAAAUACUAUUGGACAAAUAUUAUUAACAAGGUUCUUAUAUUUUCAAAAAUGGCACAUUGGCACGAUCGUAGAAGAAUGUCCAACUCUUUUUCACGACGUAACAGAGAAGACCAACAAGUUUACUCAUCUGGUGAAGGACAAAUGCAAAACCAAAGACAUCCUCCUGGACUUAGGGGAAAGGCAAUAGGAUUGUAUUACAGAGACAGAAACAGACAAAAACAUGAAAAAGAAAAAAUACCAUCAGUUCUUAAAUUGUCUACUCAAGUAGAAGAAAAACUCAAAACUAUUUUAAGUAAUUCCAAAAUGUUUUUUAAUUCAGUUUAUAAUGACAGAUCAUCUGAAAGACUUGACUCUGUACACAAUAACAAAUAUCAUCAUAUUGGAGAUUCACAAUUUAAAAGGAAAUUCUUAGAAAUCAUAAAUGGUAAUAUUCAGCACAAUCUUAUCAAAGCUAUGAAAACGCCAUCAAAACUGCAGAGAGAUAGAGAAAUAGACAAGAGGUUACUAAAUGAAUACAAAGAAAAGCAAAUUCAAAGUGACUAUUUAAAUAUGUUAAACUUUCGAACAAAGUUGCCAGUGUUUGAUAAAAAAUCAGAAAUAUUACAACUGAUUGAAGAAAAUCAAGUUAUUGUAGUAAGUGGAGAAACAGGUUGUGGUAAAACUACACAAGUCGCACAGUUUAUAUUGGAUGGCCAAUUAGAGGCUGGAAACGGUAGUAUUACCCGAAUAGCUUGCACGCAACCUAGAAGAAUUUCAGCGAUUUCUGUUGCUGAACGUGUAGCUGCAGAAAGAGCAGAAAAACUUGGAAAAUCUGUUGGCUAUAAGAUACGACUAGAACAAGUUCCAUCACGAGAGGAAGGAAGUAUAUUAUUUUGUACCACUGCUAUGCUACUACAAUUUAUGAAAACUGAUCCGGCAUUGAAAAGUUUCUCUCAUGUGAUACUGGAUGAAAUUCACGAACGUACUACAGAAAGUGAUUUUAUUAUCACAUUGUUGAAACAAAUUAUUCCCAGUAGACCUGAUUUAAAAGUCAUUUUGAUGAGUGCAACAUUGAAUUCUGAAAGUUUUUCGAAAUAUUACAACAAUUGUCCGAUCAUACAUAUACCUGGAUUCACUUUUCCAGUAGAAGAAUUUUACUUAGAAGAUAUUCUAUCAUUUACAGGAUUUAGAUUUCAAGAUCCAAGUCCAGAACCUUCUGGUUAUAAAAAACAUAUAAAAAAAAAUAAAGUGCGUCAACAUAAGAAAGAUGAAUUUUUAGAAAUAUUACAACCUUACGUUAGAGAAUUGAGAGCAGAGAGAAAAUACUCGGAAAGUGUACUUGAACAAUUGAAGAAUCCGAAUAGCGAAGAUCUUUCGUUAGAACUUGUUGAAAGAUUAGUAAGAUACAUCUCUGAUACAAAAGAUCCCGGAGCUAUUCUUAUCUUUUUACCCGGAUUGAUGGAUAUAACAAAGUUAAACAGAAUGAUGAUAGAUUCUAGAUGUUACCCGGAUCAUAAAUAUUUCAUAUGUUCUCUUCAUUCGCGCAUGCCGACGGUUGACCAGAAACUUAUAUUUAAAGAACCUCCUAAUGGAAUUCGUAAAAUAAUCAUAGCGACUUCAAUUGCUGAAACAUCGAUAACUAUAGAGGACGUGGUGUAUGUAAUAGAUUGUGGAAAAAUAAAAUUCGGAAAAUUUGACGUUGACAAAAACAUUCAAACUUUAGAACCCGAAUGGGUGUCUUUGGCCAAUGCGAAGCAAAGACGCGGUAGGGCCGGCAGAGUUAAAAGUGGCGAAUGUUACCGUUUGUAUUCGAAAGCUCGUGAAAUGACUUUUGAUCAUUAUCCACUGCCAGAAAUGUUGAGAACGCGCUUGGAAGAGGUAAUCUUGCAGAUAAAAAUUUUGCAAUUAGGAAAGACCAAAGAAUUUCUAACUAACGUUAUGGAUCCGCCAGAUUUAAAAGCCAUUGAUCUGUCUCUCGAUUUACUCAGAACACUCAACGCUCUUGACAAAGACGAGCGUUUGACUCCUCUGGGUUAUCAUUUAGCGCAGUUACCGCUUGAUCCUAGAACAGGAAAAAUGAUACUUUGGGCGGCAUUGUUCUCUUGCGUCGAACCGAUAUUCGCUAUUGCGGCUAGCCUUACAUUUAAAGAUGCCUUCUACUGCCCCUUGGACAAAGAACAACAAGCUAAUGAGAAGAAGUUAAAACUCAGUAGGGAACAACAUAGCGAUCACAUCGCUCUCGCGGAAGCUUUAAGAUCGUAUGAAGUUGCGCGCAGAAGAGGAGACGCUGGUCGCUUUUGCCGGGAGUAUUUUCUCUCUUUCAAUACAUUAAAGCUUCUGUCCGAGAUGAAGAAUCAAUUCGCGAGGUAUUUGUACGAGAUGAAGUUUCUCGACAGCGACAAUCCGAGCGAUGGAAGCGCUAAUAGAAAUUCUGACAACAUGGCGUUGAUAAAAGCCAUUGUCUGUGCGGGAUUGUAUCCUAACAUCGCUACUGUAAGACGGUGUACUAAAAACGGUCUGAUAUGUUGGACGCCAGAAGAUGGAUCAGUGCGUACACAUCCGUCGAGCGUGAACGACAAAAUUAAGGAAUUUCCUAGCCGAUAUUUGACAUAUUUUACAAAGCAACGAUCCACCGCUAUAUUUUUACACGACACCACGUUUGUAAGCCUGCCAAUGUUAUUGUUUGCAGGAUCGAAUAUAACAAUAAGAAAGGAAAAAGGAAAUUACGUUAUCGGCAACUUUAACUUUUCUGAUAAUAUUGUUUGCGAGCCACGAACUGUAGAGGUGAUACAGGAACUUCAACGCGCUUUGAAUACCUUGUUGGAGUACAAAGUUGCGCAUCCAGCGUCCGUAUCUUGGUCGACAAUUGAGGGAGACUUGUUAAAUGCGAUCAUCGAACUGGUAUCUCAAAAUGACCACGAGAUAGGUUUCGACGUCAAGAGCGGUAAUGACGACGAUGCCACUGAUUUAUAAUUUCCGCUGAUAUUUGUUGUAAUUUAUUUAUUAUAAAUGUCGAUAUCCCCUUCUUACGCACCAUCUCCCUUAAUAUUGUUUAGAAAUAUAAAAACAUAGUAUGUCAAAUUAUAUUCGCAUCGCACGCGUGUGUUGAGAAUUUCUUCUUUUUUUAAGUUUUCAAAAUAAUCUUUGCAAAACCAUCUUGUUUAUUAUGACACAGGAAUUUAUUAAUUAAAUAUAUAUUUAUUUAUGAACGAACAAAAGAAAGUAGAAAGUUGUGAAAUAUGCCAAUAAAAUGAUCUUAUGCGUAAAAUAGUUUG